Molecule: messenger RNA, 3136 nt
Organism: Corticium candelabrum
Lineage: Eukaryota; Metazoa; Porifera; Homoscleromorpha; Homosclerophorida; Plakinidae
Product: large proline-rich protein bag6-A-like
Exons: 20
Coding region: 16-3132 (1038 amino acids)
Cellular component (GO): BAT3 complex
Molecular function (GO): polyubiquitin modification-dependent protein binding; misfolded protein binding
Source: RefSeq, a predicted model, not a curated record
CACCAUUUGUGUAGGAUGGAAAUCACAGUAAAGACGCUCGAUUCCAAGUCUCACAAGUUCACCGACGUAGACGACUCGAUAACCGUCAAACAGUUCAAGGAGCGCAUAGCGUCUCAAGUGAACGUGCCGCAAGAGAAGCAGCGACUGAUCUUUCGAGGACGAGUGUUGAAGGAUGAUCAGAAACUGAGAGACUGUGAUGUCGAUGGCAAGGUUUUGCAUUUAGUGGAGAAAGCGCCUCCAUUGGCAGCUCGCCAGUCUAGUGGCCAAAGCAGCUCAGCCACCUCCUCCUCCUCAUCAUCAUCAUCAACAACAACAACAACAACAUCAUGGUCAAGUCAACAUCCACAUCGUGUCCAUUUUCAACGAACGACGUCUGCCUCUGCUCAAGGAACACCUCCAUCCCAAUCAGCUACAUCAUCACUAGGAAGUCUUCUGGGCAACUUGCCUGGCAUUCCCAGCGACGUUUUUGACAUGACUCAUCAAAUAGUUCAAGGGCUUGUGGGAUCGUUUGAGAACAGUGGGGCUCAGACUGAAGUUACGUCAGCGAGUUUGGCUGAUGGGCAGGGAGUCAAUGUGCAGAUUAAUGUGAAUCGAUUGCCUAGUGAGCUGGCGAGGCUCUACGGUCGGUUAGAAGAUUGUUAUCAGGCACUUGCCGAGAUUAGGGAAGAGCUGGAUAGGCGAGAGGGAGGCAGGAUGCAGGAGUCCAGUCCUGAUCAACCACAACAGCAAACCAACAGGAGAACAGGAUCGUCUGCUCAAAGCUCGUCACCACCCACAGAGUUCAAUGAACAGGCAAUGUCCACCGAUUUAUCCAACAUUUUAACAGAAAUUGCGGCCGUCACUCAUCACUUAGUGCCACACAUACGAUCCCUCGCCGAGAACCCACCACGGAGCAGCCACCAACUACAACCACCUAUCGACCAUUCAACCACCAGACGGCUCAGCCAGCUAUUCCAAUUACUAAGUCAAGCAUGUUCAGCUCUCAGUGAUUUCGAAAUUGGAUACGAAGAUCUAGUAGACGAUCAAGUACGACUCAAUCGGAGACAAUCAGAGCAACAGAACCGUAGACAAACGCAAGAGCAACCACGAACCUCACAGAGUGGAGUACCGGGCGGCGAGGAAUCUCGGACAUCAGGAGGUCAGUCUGGCCGCGAGGCGUCGCAAUCUAGUCAAAUGAACCAACAAAUGGCAGACGCCAUUUCACGAGUGAUUGGCGCUCCGGUCGCUCGUAUGGAGAUCGAAAUGGAUCAGUACGAGGCUCCGCUUCAGGAGAUGCUCGCUCACGGAUUGUUGGCAUCCGGACAGACGCCACGUUCGGAGAACAACGCGGAGAGACCGAGUGUUGAGUUUAUGGUCAAUUUUAUUCAACAUGUUCCUGUAGAACAAGGAGCAGGAAGACAGCAGUCGCAGCAAUCGACUCUGAGUGAGUCGCCACAGCAGCAGCGACAGCAGCUUGGGUUUCUUCGCUCGUUUGCCGAGUUGUUUCCGAUGAUUGCAGCCAACAGACGUCAAGGAGGACGAGAGGAAACCGAACGUAGUGAAGGAAGACGUCAAGGGAGUCGGGACGUGCGACAGUCACGUGGGGGCGAAACACGAAGCUCGGCGUCUGAAAGUCCAGAGCAAUCGGGAGGGUCACAGACUGUGCAGUCGACAUCCACGGAGAUGCAAGACAAGCAAACAUCACGUGACCACAGAGAAGAACAAGAGCAGCGAGGGACACGUGAGGAGAGCCGUCGAGUCGAGCAGAUGGAUACAGGAGAUGGAGCCAGUAGUGCAGCUGGGGACGAAUCCAGAAGUCGUCAGUUUCCGAUUUUUCCUUCUUCGCUGUCUCCUGAACUGUUUAGAAGUGUUUCAGAAACACUUCUUCAGGCUGUCACAUCGGCGUACACGAAUCCAUCGGAGCAGCAGCCAUCUGUUCAUGAGGUGUUUUCUGGCCUGGCCGACAUGUUUGGUGCACAUCAACGAGAGGAUCACGGCAGUUUGUUUGGUCGUCUGAUGGACACCGUUUGGACUUCUCUCACGGCACCCGAAGCUCUCGGUUUGUUUCGUGGACUCGUCGAGCCUCUAGAGAAGCUGCAUGCACCGUUUAGAGAGUUUAUUAGUAAAGAGUUGCUACACGGCGUUCCACUGAGGGACGACAACGUCGAGGAGGCUGUGAAUGUUCUUCUUGAAGGCGAAGAUACAGCGAUUGACUUCAUAUUGUCUGAUUGUCAUAUUCGCAACGGCAUUGACUUACGUGCCACGUUGCUUCAAUCAGCCAGAAGACACAGUCGUCACGUCAUUCGCAUCAUUCAACGAGACUACGAUACUCCAUGUGGGUUUGCAAACGCUUUGAAAACGGCAUUCAUUAGUGGCAUCUCAGAGCUCAGCCAUCUGGCAGUUUACGGACUUGAUGGAGAUUACAAUCUCUUGCAUGAGACCCUCAGGAGCAGACUGGCCGCAAUUUGGCAGUUUCCUCCGGCCGUCGAGGAGUUCCAUCGCUGUUCAUAUCAACUCUGCAUUGGUGAAUACAUUGAUUCGAUGUUUAUCAACCAUCCUUUGUCGGAUGAGGAAAUCCAGCCAUUGGUUGUUCGUAUUAAUAGCUUGCCGCCGGCCGUGGCAGUAGCCAAUGCUGAAUGUCAGACUGAAAGAGAGAGGCAAACGGAGAACAUUGUCAAGCGGACGUCAUUUUCUCUGCCUCAGUGGCUGCAAUUGGUUCCCGAUCAACUUCCAGAGGUCGACAUCGGCAGAGAAGAAUGGCACCAGUCAAUAGACAAUGAAAUGGUCGCCGUUGUUACUCGAGAUCUACAGACACAGAAAUCCAUGCCGGGACAACGAGCGUUUAGUGAUGCUUAUACGAGUUGUAUUCCACCCAAGAGGAGAAAGGCUGCUGAGGUGGUCAGCGGCUCGGCUCAAGAGGCGACAGGAGAUACGCUCCGUAGUGCUAUUGUUGCGGCGGGAGUCAGAAGUUCAGUUGUAGUUGAUGAUAUUGUACGAGACGCCGUCACACACCCCGGACUCUCAGACACCUACACCCGCGAGCUGCAGUUGCAACUGGAAGAGCGCAUAGCACGUGACACUGACUUCGACCCGGACGCCUUUCCCAACUCGGCUCUCUGUUUCCGACACGACGACAACUCACGUCGCAGCUAGAAAC